UUGAUUUUGAAUUCCUCCUUACCACCUUGUUGGAAAACAAAUAAGAUAAAAAAUGCAUCCAAGCUACUUUAAAGAAAUAUUUUGUAGGCUGUGUCUUAACAUAUUAAGCGAUAGAAAAUGUGACAUAAUAGGAAAAGCCAUAAGGAAACUUCUGGAAGUAGUUUUGCCAAACCUAAAUUUGGAAGAAGGAGAUGAACACGUAAUUUGUAAAGCAUGCUCUGUAAAAUUGUUCGCUGCCUUUAAUUUUAAAUCGACGUGUAUAAAUACCGAAGAUAUUAUUUUUCGUUGUCUUAAUUCCAAUAAAGUGUCAGCGGUCGACUUAAAAGAAAUUUAUCUAAAGGAGAAGGGAAAUGUUCACUUAACCGAUAUACCAGAAAAUCUGAGAAUUUGUCGAUUGUGUAUUCAGUUGGUGACGGAUGGAUUUGUGUCACUAAAUGAAAUAGACAUUGGCAUAAUCAAUACAUAUAUACCCGAAGUUAAUAUCAGUGCGACCAAGGACCCUGUUAUAUGCAGGCCGUGUUUUGACUCGCUUCGCACUCAUAGUGAUUUUGUAAACAAUUGCCUUGAUGCACAGGAGAAAUAUAAAAGUGCGGAUAAGCAGUUUGAUAUUAAAUUUGAAAAGAUUGAUAUAAAACUGGAAAAAGAUUGUCAAGAUGCGGAGGAGAAACAUGAAAAUAUCGACAUUCAGUCUUAUAUUAAGUCUGAGGAGAUUGAAAUAAAGAUAGAGGAAGACGAUCAGAAUGGAUAUUCCCUUUCGAACGACUCAGACCAUGAGACAGUUGAACACGAAAAGAGAUAUACUUCUGAAGAUACAGGAGAAGUAAAUAUUGAACGUACGCUUAAAUGUGACUCGGGAUUUAUUGAAUAUCGCACAACAUCAAUGUUAGUUCAGAAGGUCCAGACGCCCAAAAGGGAAAACCUUAGAUUUAAGAAACGAGAACCUUUAGAGGCACGAUUAUGCCGCUGUAAUAAAUGUAGUUAUGAAACUAAGCUAGAAGUGAAUCUCAGAAGGCAUCAGUUAGCCCACAAAACUAUACGUGUUGCAAACAGACGUAAGUUAAGGCAUAAAAAUAUUCCGAAAUUCCAAAUGUACACGUGUGAUACUUGUACCUACGAAACUAAAUAUAACGGACAUCUAAGAAGGCAUCAGUUGAUGCACAAAGACCCUUUGAAAUUCCACAUGUACAAGUGCGAUACUUGUACCUAUGACACUAAAUAUAAAAGCGAUUUAAAUAAGCAUCAAUUUCAGAAUCAUAAAGAUUCUUUAGAAACACAAACGUACAAGUGUGAUACUUGCACCUACAAAACUAGGUUUAAGAGACUUCUGAGCGAUCAUCAGUUAAUGCACAGAGACCCUUUGACGAUCCAGAUGUACAAGUGUGACACCUGCAGCUUUGAAACUAAACAUAUGGGACAUUUAAGAAGGCAUCGGUUAAGGCACAGGGAUCCUCCGAAAUCCAAACGUCCAAAGGUUGUUAAGAAACCAAAUACAAGCGACGCGUAAAGUCCGAAACUGCCGACGAAUG
Molecule: messenger RNA, 1526 nt
Organism: Anoplophora glabripennis (Asian longhorned beetle)
Lineage: Eukaryota; Metazoa; Arthropoda; Insecta; Coleoptera; Cerambycidae
Product: zinc finger protein 99-like
Exons: 4
Coding region: 53-1504 (483 amino acids)
Biological process (GO): regulation of transcription by RNA polymerase II
Cellular component (GO): nucleus
Molecular function (GO): zinc ion binding; DNA-binding transcription factor activity, RNA polymerase II-specific; RNA polymerase II transcription regulatory region sequence-specific DNA binding
Source: RefSeq, a predicted model, not a curated record